UUUAAUAAUGUGUGCAAUAGCACAGUAUGCUCUGCUUUGGGGUAUAAUUAUUGGGUACACCAUCAUCGCAUCAACCAGUAUGAUAGCAGUGAAGAAGUCAAAUUGCUUUCAUAAGAAUGGGCAUAAUGCUAGUUGCAAGACAUCUGAGGCUAUGUUUAUGGUUAUGUAUGGAUUGUUUCAAGUAGUAUUGUCCCAGCUACCAAGCAUGCACAAAUUAGCAGUGACUUCGGGGGUCGCAGCGAUCAUGUCGUUUGCUUAUUCAGGAAUAGGCCUCUCUCUAAGUGUAGCAAAAUUGGUGUCUAAUGGUGUGAUCAAAGGAAGCAUUGCAGGAAAUUCUCUGUACAGUGGUGAAUCCUCUUUGACAACCAAGCUGUGGAACAGUUUCCAAGCCUUAGGAAAUAUUGGCAUCGCCUACGCUUUCUCCCCUGUUCUACUAGAAAUUCAGGACACUUUGAGAUCACAUCCUCCAGAGAACAAAGUCAUGAAAAGAGCUACAUUGUAUGGGAUUGUGGUGACUUCCGUGUUCUACACGUCUCUUGGUUGUGUUGGGUAUGCAGCAUUUGGGAGUAAAACACCAGGCAACAUCCUCACUGGAUUUGGAUUCUAUGAACCAUUUUGGCUUGUCGACAUUGGGAAUGCAUGCAUUGUGAUUCAUCUCCUAGGAGCUUAUCAGGUCUUCGCGCAGCCGCUCUUUGCUGCGAUCGAGGAUAGAGUGUCCUCGAAAUGGCCAUCAAAUUUCUUAUUAGAAGCACGCUAUGAAGUAAAAUUACUAUUUUCGACCCAAACCAUAUGGAAAGUGACCCUUUUUUCUCUCAUCAUGCGCACGACUGUUGUGUUGUUGACAACCCUAGUGGCUAUUUUGGUGCCUUUCUUCAACUCAGUGGUUGGCCUCCUUGGUGCCAUUGCCUUUUGGCCUCUCACUAUAUAUUUCCCAGUUGCUAUGCACAAAUCUCAAACUAAUGUAAAGAAGGGCAGUAUGAAGUGGUUCCUCCUCCAAUGCUUGGUGCUGGCCUCUCUCAGUGUCUCUGUCAUAGCUGCCAUAGGCUCCUUGGUGGGCAUCACCAAAAGCCUUAAGCAUUCAAAGCCCUUCCAGGCUAAGUACUAAUUAGAA
This is a messenger RNA of Amborella trichopoda, 1111 nucleotides long. Its product is annotated as amino acid permease 8. NCBI's taxonomy places the organism in Eukaryota, Viridiplantae, Streptophyta, Magnoliopsida, Amborellales, Amborellaceae. The record is from RefSeq and is a predicted model, not a curated record.